CAUCAAGUCCUGAAAAUGACACCAUUUUUCUUUUCUUUUUCCAAUUUCAGUGCUGCUGUGAAUUCAGAGACGCAUGAGGAGAUUGCCAUUAAGAAGAUUGGGAAUGCAUUUGACAACCAAAUUGAUGCCAAGAGGACACUAAGAGAAAUUAAGCUUCUUUGCCACAUGGAUCAUGAAAACAUUCUUGCCAUUAAGGACAUCAUACGACCGCCAAAGAAGCAGGUGUUUAAUGACGUGUACAUAGUUUCUGAAUUGAUGGACACCGAUCUUCAUCAGAUAAUUCGUUCUAAUCAACCAUUGACAGAUGAUCAUUGUCAGUAUUUUAUGUACCAGCUGUUACGUGGACUGAAGUAUGUACACUCGGCAAAUGUUUUGCACCGUGACCUCAAGCCGAGCAAUUUGUUUCUAAAUGCAAAUUGUGACCUUAAGAUUGCAGACUUUGGAUUGGCAAGAACAACAUCGGAGACGGAUUUCAUGACUGAGUAUGUUGUCACUCGUUGGUAUCGGGCACCCGAGUUGCUUCUUAACUGUUCAGAGUACACUGCAGCUAUUGAUGUUUGGUCUGUUGGUUGUAUACUUGGUGAAAUUGCAACUAGAGAACCUUUGUUCCCUGGCAGAGAUUAUGCUGAGCAGCUGAGGCUUAUAACAGAGCUCCUAGGUUCACCCAAUGACACCUGCCUUGGAUUUCUCCGAAGUGAUAAUGCACGAAGAUAUGUGAAACAGCUUCCCCGAUACCCAAAGCAACAAUUCUCAGCUAGAUUCCCAAAUAUGUCUCCUUUGGCCAUUGAUUUGCUUGAAAAAAUGCUCGUCUUUGAUCCCACCAAACGCAUUACAGUUGAUGAGGCUCUAUGUCACCCAUACUUGUCGUCUCUUCAUGAUAUCAAUGACGAACCCAUUUGCCCGAGUCCUUUUAGUUUUGAUUUUGAGCAACCCGCGUUCAACGAAGAGAAAAUUAAGGAUCUCAUUUGGAUGGAAUCACUGAAGUUCAAUCCCGAUCCUACCCAUUAGGAAGCUCUCAUGAUAACCGCUUGCUUGUGCUGUAGAAGUAUGUUGGAAACAGUACGAGUGUUGUUUGCCGACCUUCGGAAACUUGAACUCUCGACUCCUCUGCUAGGAAACAAAGCGAAACAGUCAGAGGCAUUCUCGGUCUCAAUAUCCCCUCUUGCAGUGAAAUUUAUACCGGUUGAGCCUGUUCAAUAAACCUCCAAGCUGACGAUAAAGCGAGUAAAAAGCGGCUGCAGAUCAUCUCCAUGAUUGACGGGGGGUUUAGGAGCUUGAAAUAGAUAUUCUAGAUGUUGUAGUGUUUGUUAAUUGGAAUCCAAGGAGCUAUUUUAUUGUAUUGUUUGGAUAUUAACAUAUUUUACAUAUAUUAGAAUGACGUGAUUACUGAAAAA
Camellia sinensis is the source of this 1394-nucleotide messenger RNA. Lineage: Eukaryota; Viridiplantae; Streptophyta; Magnoliopsida; Ericales; Theaceae. The record is from RefSeq and is a predicted model, not a curated record.